This is a messenger RNA of Symbiodinium sp. CCMP2592, 3009 nucleotides long. The record is from the annotation of a GenBank genome assembly. NCBI's taxonomy places the organism in Eukaryota, Dinophyceae, Suessiales, Symbiodiniaceae.
AUGCCUGUCGGGUGCCACUAUGACGGGUGGCGCGCGUCGCUUUGUCAAAGUGGGCAGCGAGUGCGGGGUCCUGUCCGAGAUACAAAGGAAGAGGCAGAACAGGAUAUGGCGUGCUUGCAAGCGGCCGGUCGGGAAGGCGUGCCGGAUCUUCGGGCGUGCGCGCUUGCUCUCAUAGCAGAACAACAGGCUUGCGUCUCCAGCAGACGUAGAGAGGACGCGUCAUACCAAACUCUGGUGGACGUUAUUUCUCAGUGGCUGAAGCAAGGGCAUUGUGCCAGUCUUCCUCGUGGCUCCAAACCUUUGGCGGCUCUAGCGAGUCGGGUGUGCCGGCUGGAGGAGGUUUAUCCAGAGCUCUGCAACUGUGCGAAAUCGUUGUUCUCCGAGCAUCUGGCCAUGGAAGCUGUGGCCGAGCAGGAGGACGCGAAAUGGUUGCGCGAUCUAGGCAUUCAUUUUCGUCUGGACUACGGCAGUCGUCCUCUGCACACAUCCGGCUUGGAUAGUAGCCGUGCAUAUGUCGGCCUGAGGAAUCUUGGCAAUUCUUGCUGUUUCAAUUCUGUGCUGCAGUGCUUUUUCGGCUGCGGGCCUUUGCGCGAAGAUGUUUCGAAGCAAGCGCCGCCGAAGGAUCCUUUGGCCGUGCACGUGCAGCGUCUGUUUCGGCAGCUGUCGGGGAAGGAUGGAGAGUGGGAUUACGUCUCGCCUGCAGCCGUGCUGCACCAGCUGUACCUGACCAAUGACGUCGCUUUUGAGCCUGGCGGGACUGCGGAUGUUGUCGAGUGCUGUCAUUUGCUGCUGAACUCCUGUGUGUCGGAGACUGCAUUUCGGCAACCUGGCCACUGUCUAGGCGCGCCUGAGCAUGAAGGAGGCAUUUACCUCUUGCCUCGGAUUCCUGCACGGUCCGGUGAAAGCGGGACGACUAUCGCAGAUCUUUUGCAUGCGAACUUGAGUGUGGACUCUUGGCCGUCGACAUCCGCAGUCGUCCUUCGCGUGGAGCAGGACUCGGUUGGCGCUCUGAGCUGGACUGAGGUGGACGCCGUUUGCAAGGGGGGGGGGGCAGGGCGGACAAGAAAUGCAUAUAUCCUGUUGCCAUGCAGCCGUUUUUUUCAAGAGAACUUGGAAAAGAUGAAGCCUGCCUGGGCUACGGCCGUGGAGCAGGCAUUGAAGAAGGAUGCUCCGGCAUUGGAGAGAUGGACGGAGAUCGAAACUAUCCUGCAGGAGAACAGGAAGUGCUACAGGCAGGUGCUGCGGCCGGGUCAAGUCCUGGUGCACCCGUCGAAUCGCCCAGGGUUAGGAUUGAAUGGAGCCCAAGUUCACAAGACAGGGGCCCAAGUGCAAUCUGUAGGCUUCAGCUCCAUGGAGCUGAAGCGAAGUGUUUGCAUGGAAAUAUCCACGGAUAGAGCUGUGAGCCAAAAGGCCUUUAGUUUCAACAAGCGGCAAGUGGAUAUGAAUGCAGGGCUGCUAGCUGAGGUGCGAGGCGAUGAGCGAUACAUGUCGUUAGCAUGCAGUCACUUUACGGCAUUUUGCCGUGCCUGCAUUGCAGCAUGUCCCUCGGACCAAGAGACGGUGUCGGACAACGGCAAGCUCACGUUGCAGCGAUUGUCUACGGACUUUCGGCAGGCCGUGGAUAAUGGCGAGCUGGAGCUCGCCAUGGCGAUGGUGACCCGAGCAAAGUUGCUGGCAGAGCAAGGUUUGUGCAUCGACUGGGAUGUUGUGCAAGCUGAUGUAGCAGGCACGGUGCCGGAUGCCUCGCCGCAGACCGUGGCCGCUUGCGGGUUGUUCUGCAGAUUCUAUGCAGGAGGAACCGAAGCACCUCUGCUGAAGUUUUUGCACGACUUUUCCUUGAAAUAUGGGGCAAGCAAAAGAUUGGGAGAGGAAUUCAUGUCCACGGUCGCCGGCCUCCGGUUUGCAGGGCAGGAGCGAUCGCAUGCUUUCGCGAGGGCUGCGAUGAUCGCGACGAACCUGACAGCCACAAAAGUGGUAGACGGUGUGGCUCGGCUGCUGAACAAGAGUGAUGUCAGCAGGCUCUGUGCGAAAGGCAUGGAAGAUGCUGUAAAGGAUUGGGAGGAGCUUCUUGCUCGUGCCUGGGCUCACACUCAGAAUGUGACGGAGGCAAGUGCACGUGCCAAGGCAGUUGAGUGCUUCGGUCGCCUGAUGGUUCGCAGCACCCUCUUCAUGUGCAAGAAAGAGAAGUCGGGGCAAGAAGGCCUUGAGCACGGGUCCUUGGCCAAUUUGCUGACUUUGUACGAACACGAGAUGGGUGGCAAGAGUGCCGGUGCAACACCGGCUGCUGCUACAAAAGAUGGGCCGUCUGAUGCGGCCCCUGCGACCUUGGAGAACAUGCAGGACCCGGCCUUCCUCAUGAAGCUGCAAGGCUUCGCAGAGGGGAACCUGUACAAAGGCAAGCAGAAGUAUCAGGACAUCUGGCCCUGGAAGCUGGAGAAAAUCGGCCAGAGCCACGGCUCUUUCUCGCUGUCUUGCCCAGUGAGCUGGGACAAGAAGGUCGAGGUGCCUCUGAGCGAGCUGAAGAAAUUCUUCGAGCUGCAUAGCGGAGAGUUCUUCGAGCUCUGCUGCGAGUAUUUCCUGAAGUACUCGCAGUGUGAAGAGGAGUUGACCUUUCUGAAGAAUCCCACGUGCUGUGUGUUGGAGGGCAAAGCCAAGACAGGCAAGCUGACGAUCUUCCCCUUCACGGAUCAGAUUUCAAAGAUUGGCUUAAAGCCGGCAGCUGGCAGUGUGGAGGUUUGGCAUUCGGCCACGGGCACAAGCCUGUAUAUUUCACCCCCGGCUGCAGCCGCAAGUUUGCUAUCUGCCUUCUGGCAGAUCCCGGUCGGCUCAGAGCCGAAUCUGGCGACAGUCCUUCUGAACGAGAAGGGCUGGAAGAUUCCCAUUUUGAAGAACACUGCUCCGCUGAAGGAGUGCAUCCUGUACAGGCCGAAGCCUGCCGAAAGUUUGAGGGCCUCCGCCCAAGAGCUGGAUCAAGGAUCCGCUGCCUCGCGAAAGCGAAAGGGUCCUUGA